CAUCCAACUGUCAAAACAAACCUAAAUUCACGUGUGCCACAAGCGACUAUUACACGCCGCUUUUGAUAAUUUUGUUUUUAUUCAAUUAAAUUAAAAAAUUUUGAAUAACUACGCCGGAGUACCAUCAAAUGUCUUCCUCAUUCUUCCUGAAAAAAGAGCCUAAGGCGAACAAAAAACGAAAACUUUCAAAGGAACCACGCUCAACUGGUGGCAAAAAGGGAUUUAGUAAAAAACAACCAACAAACGCCGCACCACCUUCACGUAAACGACCCCAAAAAGAGGAUGAAGAAAUCGCAAGUGAUGAUGAUUUCGGGAGUGGCCUCGACGGCGAAGGGGGUGCAACAAAUUUGGUAUUCUCAUCGGAUGAGGUGGAGGAGGAGACUCCACAAGACAAACGCUUGCGUUUAGCAAAACAAUACCUAGAAGAGAUAGAAAAACAGGAAGCGGAACGUGCAGAAGAUCGGGAAAUACACGACCAUGUUGCCCAACGCCUCCAAUCCGAAUACCUUGAUAGUGUGGGUAAAUUGCGACGAAACAUAGCUGCCUCCAUUGAAGACUACGAUGCGGAAAACGUCGUUGUGCUUAAGCACAAAAAGCAACAUUUGCCAAUGUGCGCGUUAGUCGUUUCACCAGAUGGUAAAUACGUGUUUAGUGGCGCUAAAACACAAUUCGUGCUGAAGUGGAGCAUACAGGGGCAAGUGAAACUAGUAGGUUCUUUUAAUGUGCAAGCGCACACAGAAGAUGUGGAGAGUGAUACACGGCGUCGUUCACAUGUCACAGCGAUUUGCUUAUCGAGCGACAUGAAGUACCUAGCAUUGGCUGAAGGGGGUCGAAACAUACAAAUAUGGUGUCCAAAAGAACUGAAACACUUAAAAACGUUUAAGGGGCACAGAGAUGUGGUUACCGCGCUAGUGUUUCGCAAGGACACACAUGAGUUGUAUUCAGGAUCGAAGGAUAGAUCGGUAAAAAUUUGGUCGCUCGACGAAAUGGCAUAUGUAGAGAGCCUAUUUGGCCAUCAGGCGCCUAUUACGGGCAUAGACGCACUUAGUCGCGAACGCGCCAUUACCUCGGGUGGCAUCGAUUGCUCGUUGCGCAUAUGGAAAAUCACCGAAGAAUCGCAACUGAUUUACAAUGGGCAUCAAAAUGGCAUUGAAUGCGUCAAGUACAUAAAUGACGAAAAUUUCGUAUCUGGCGGCGAAGAUGGUUCACUUUGCCUAUGGAGCGCACUGAAAAAGAAAUCGUUAUGCAAAGAAGCGCUGGCGCAUGGCAAUCAAAGCAAUGGCGAGGCCAAUUGGAUUACAGCGGUGGCUUGUGUGGUAAAUACGGACUUAUUGGCGUCAGGUUCCUGCGAUGGUUACAUUCGCUUAUGGCAGUCGCUGGACAAUUCGCGUAAGCUAAAGCAAAUUUUAGCAAUACCCAUGCCAGGCUUCAUAAAUGCCUUAGCGUUUAAUAGCAAUGGCACAAAAUUGUUUGCAGCGGUUGGACAGGAGCACCGAUUAGGUCGUUGGUGGCGCAUCAAGGAGGCGAAAAAUAAAAUAGUCAUAAUUGAUUUAAUAACAAGUACGGCAAAGACAAGUUGA
Anastrepha ludens (Mexican fruit fly) is the source of this 1580-nucleotide messenger RNA. RefSeq names its product U3 small nucleolar RNA-interacting protein 2 (gene U3-55K). The transcript is spliced from 5 exons. The coding region runs from base 129 to 1580 and encodes 483 amino acids. Lineage: Eukaryota; Metazoa; Arthropoda; Insecta; Diptera; Tephritidae. The record is from RefSeq and is a predicted model, not a curated record. Gene Ontology annotation, cellular component: small-subunit processome. Gene Ontology annotation, molecular function: snoRNA binding; protein binding.